This is a messenger RNA of Zootermopsis nevadensis, 2315 nucleotides long. The record is from RefSeq and is a predicted model, not a curated record. Lineage: Eukaryota; Metazoa; Arthropoda; Insecta; Blattodea; Termopsidae.
CUCCCCGCCUUUAGGUUUUUUCCUUCUUGUUGUGUAACCCCCUUCUGGCUGUUGGCGUUGUUGUUUUGAGACGUAGAGGGAGGGCUUCGUGAUGUGCUCAGUCCCGCUGAGAAUUCGGAAUCAAACAGUUGCAUACAACGACUUGUGUGCCACCGAAUUUUUGUUCUUGUUUUCUGAAGCAUUAGGAUUCUGCAGGGGGCAGAACUGUGCAGUGACAUCGAAAGCCUACGUAUGUGCGUGUGAUAAAAAUGUGUUUUUGCCAGAGAUGAUAAUCGUGGUUAUAUUUUUAGGGGGGGAUGAAAUCUGGAGAUACGUAGGCGAAAUGUUUUCGUCGUUAAAUUUCCCGAGUUAGGUUUCGUGUACAGUUGGGUGCUCGAAGACAGGAGAUCAGUGUGACCUCCACUGGAGGGGCGGGGGGGUCUGUGCAUGAGAAGAAUCAGUGCACUGUGACAGACUUGUUAAUGUUUUUUGAAUUAUAGCCAAAGCUAACACUUGUAAACGGAAAGUUCCCGAAGUGGUGGAGGCCACUGACCUCCUGCCACAACUUCUGGUCACCCAAAAUGUUAAACCCAUUUAUGGACACCACACAUCAUCAUCUGGCCACGAUGGGUCUGAAAAUGAGUCCACCGCCUGUGGUACCCCCGCAAUCAGCAGGGCACCAGAUACCCUCGGCUGGAACCAUGUCCUCUUCAGUUUCAACCGGUGGAUCCGCGACAGGCGAUAUCUCUGCAGGACAGACGGGCUCAGCGAUGAACCAUCACAAUCACUUCUCGCCACAAGCCACGAAUGGGUAUCACCAUCACACGGCGAUGGGUCACCAUCUGAAUCCCCACGCGGGGUACGCGGCGAGGGACUUCCUGCUCCGACGGGAACAUCACCACGACUUCUCUGCGGCUCCCGUGCCUUCAGCGGCCGCGGGAAACACUGACCCUUCCGCAGCGGCAGUUCUGUUCCCAUCCACCGCGCUACACCACGACCCCACGCCCCAACUGAACCAUCACCACCACCAUCACCAUCAGCCCUUAGCGAAUCACCAUCUCAAUCACCACAUGCGGCUCGGCAUGGAUGUCUAUACCCGCGCGGCGGCCGAGCACCACCCGUAUCAUCAGGCGUCCACACAUCACCAAUUUGCGGCCAUGAACGCGGCGGCAGCUCACCACCACGCCAUCACCAGCAUGGCACCUCACCACCCAGCUCACCACGCAACUCACCACGGGGCGUUCUUCAGAUAUAUGCGUCAGCCUGUUAAACAGGAGAUGUCGUGCAUGUGGAUCGAACCCGAACAGCCAGUUCCAAGGAAGACGUGCGGGAAGACGUUCACGACGAUGCAUGAAAUCGUGACCCACCUGACUGUGGAGCACGUCGGUGGGCCUGAGUGUACGACACACGCCUGCUUCUGGCAGAGCUGCCCCAGGAACGGGAGGCCGUUCAAGGCGAAGUACAAACUUGUGAAUCAUAUUCGUGUUCAUACAGGCGAGAAGCCGUUCCCGUGUCCGUUCCCCGGGUGCGGCAAAGUGUUUGCCAGGUCCGAGAACCUCAAGAUCCACAAGAGGACGCACACCGGCGAGAAGCCGUUCAAAUGUGAGUUCGAGGGCUGCGACCGGCGGUUUGCGAACAGCUCAGACCGGAAGAAGCAUUCACACGUUCACACUUCGGACAAGCCAUACAACUGCCGCGUGUCAGGGUGCGACAAGAGCUACACGCAUCCUAGCUCGCUGCGGAAACACAUGAAAGUCCACGGCUGUGGGGCCGGUUCCGCCGGCAAGAGUCCACCUCCAGGCUACGACAGCGACGGGAGCGACUCCAACAGCUCAUCAGCGGCGUCCAUCAGCGUCUCGGCAACAGGUGGCGGGUCUGCUGGAGCGGGCACCACGUCUCCAGAUCAGCACAGCCAUCACCACCAUCACCACUCCAACAACCCCUCAGCCAACACGGCCUCCUCCAUCCACCAGCAACACAAUCCCCUGAGCUCGUCGAUAUCCCACCAACAGUCCGCACCCGGGACUACCAACCUUUCCGAAUGGUAUGUCUAUUACGCCUACCAGGAGCAGUGGAGCCCACGUAAACACACACCUGUGCUGCUCGUGAAAUCAGCUACAGAAACCAAUCGGUUCUACAAAUCAAAUACUGUAGCAUCCUGCAGUGUCACUCUGGUGACAGACUUUGCAUCUUCCACUAAUGGACAUCUUGUUUACUUUGUAAGUCCAUACGGGGCUCAGCCUAACGAAAAGCAUGCACAUGACAAGGAUGGAAGACGCGACACUAAGCACAUUGUGAAACUUCUUGUGACUUGUCUGGAACAGCUGAACAAAUAG